AUGGAGUUGACGCUGGUAGGCUUGCAGUACUCUGGCAAGACGACAUUCGUUAAUGUAAUCGCGUCAGGCCAGUUCAGUGAGGAUAUGAUUCCAACAGUGGGAUUUAAUAUGAGAAAGAUUACAAAGGGCAAUGUGACCAUUAAGCUAUGGGAUAUUGGUGGGCAGCCCAGGUUCCGUAGCAUGUGGGAACGUUAUUGCCGAGGAGUCAAUGCUAUUGUUUAUAUGGUGGAUGCAGCUGACCAUGACAAGACGGAGGCAUCAAGGAAUGAGUUGCAUAACUUACUAGACAAGCCACAGUUACAGGGAAUUCCUGUAUUGGUACUCGGAAACAAACGAGAUCUGCAAGGAGCUCUUGAUGAGAAGGAACUUAUUGAUAGAAUGAAUUUAUCUGCUAUUCAAGAUAGAGAAAUCUGUUGUUAUUCCAUAUCGUGUAAAGAGAAAGAAAACAUAGAUAUAACCUUGCAAUGGUUGGUGCAGCAUUCAAAGUCUGGUGGGCGAUUAGGAAAAACAUUCAUGAAUGAACAGUCACGCGUGCUCAACAUUUUUUUCUUUCUUUCCAUUCCAUGCCCCCCGACCCCUCCCACCUCCUUAUUUUUCAUUUGUCUUCUUUCUUUUAUGCUGCCUCCUCCUCCUCCUAAGCAAUCUUUCUUUUUUUCUUCCCUUUUUUUUUAA
Molecule: messenger RNA, 672 nt
Organism: Acanthosepion pharaonis
Lineage: Eukaryota; Metazoa; Mollusca; Cephalopoda; Sepiida; Sepiidae
Source: the annotation of a GenBank genome assembly